Notechis scutatus (mainland tiger snake) is the source of this 3058-nucleotide messenger RNA. It is a transcript of the gene PABIR2, whose product is annotated as PABIR family member 2. Lineage: Eukaryota; Metazoa; Chordata; Lepidosauria; Squamata; Elapidae. Gene Ontology annotation, molecular function: protein serine/threonine phosphatase inhibitor activity. The record is from RefSeq and is a predicted model, not a curated record.
GAGCCGCCGGGCGGGCCAGGCCGGGCCGCGGCCACGAAGAGGCAGGGCGCCGCCGCUGCCGCCCCGCGAUUCCCCGGGCAUGGGGCGCCGCGGGCGCCGGGGCUGCCGAAUCCCGCUGCACCGCCCGCGCCCACGGAGCCUGUAGCCGGGGGAGGCGGCCUGAGGCCUGCGUCGAGCCCCGCCGCCGCCGCCGCCGCGCCCCGCCGUCCCGCCGGGCAUGAACUGGGCAAGCGGCCUUCCUCCUCUUCCUCCUCGCUGAGCGCCGCCCUCGCCAUGGCCCAGGCCGAGAAGAUGGAGCUGGACCUGGAGCUGCCCCCGGCCGGGAACGACGGCGGCGGCCUGAGGCGCUCCAACAGCGCGCCGCUCAUCCACGGCCUCAGUGAUAAUUCACAGGUUUUUCAGCCUCAUGUUUUACGAACCCGCAGGAACAGCACAACAGUUAUGAACCGGCAUAGCAUGCUGAUAUCAUCAUCUCCGAUCCGUAUCCCUAGUAGCCGACUCCAUCAAAUCAGAAGGGAGGAAGGAGUGGACCUGAUGAACAGAGAAACAGCCCAUGAAAGGGAAGUGCAAACAGCAAUGCAGAUAAGCCAGUCAUGGGAAGAAAGCUUGAGCCUGAGCGACAACGACUUGGACAAGUCUGAAAAAUCUUCCUCUCCAAAGAGAAUAGACUUCAUUCCUGUUUCUCCAGCUCCUUCGCCCACCAGAGGUAUAGGAAAGCAAUGCUUCUCGCCGUCUCUGCAAAUGUUUGUGAGCAGUAACGGGUUGCCUCCGAGCCCUAUUCCUAGUCCCACAAGGAGAUUUUCAAACAGGAGGAGUCAGAGUCCAAUCAACUGUAUCAGGCCCAGCGUACUUGGUCCCAUUAAAAGGAAAGGUGAAAUGGACACCGAAAGCCAGCCAAAGAGACUUUUCCAAGGAACCACCAAUAUGCUUUCUCCUGAUGUCACCCACCUGACUGACCUCAGCUCAUGUCUGUCUUCGGAUAUCCUGGACGGGAGCACCAGCAGCGUCAGCUCUUCCUCGGACUCCUUGGCCAAAGGUGGCGGCAGCACCACCACCGAAUCGCCCCUCGCAUGCUCCAACUCCUGCUCUUCCUUCCUCUUGAUGGACGACCUUUCGCCCAAGUGACUUUCCCCGGGGGUCGACGUCUUGCCCGCUCUCUGUCCUCUCGCACUCUGCCUCUGCGCUGAGAAAAAUCCACGGGGAAACAAAUCCUCCAGGACCUGAGGAUGUUUUAAAAGUCCCGAGUGGAAAACUCAAAGGCAACUUUUAAUGCUCGGCAACAUCUCCGCGUGGCUUGGAUGGUCUUUUCUCUUUUCAACCGACACGCCAGGCGCUUAAACGAUAAUAGGCCUUUUGGGCUGUCUGGUUUUGCAGCUUUUCGUUGUUUUUUUUAAAAAAAACCCCAACCCCUUAUUUUACCCGUGACCUGUUGAGAUCAUUUACUAUCUUUGCUUUCAAAGAAACCGCAACAACGCUUUUUAGAAAUUUUCCAGACAAGCACCUAAUUUAUAUUAGUGUGAAAAUGGUAGGCGGGGAAGCCCUUUCGCUGUUGCUAUCCUGGUUGUGGGUUCUGGAGGUGAAGGAAGGGAGGGAGAGAAUUGUUAGAAAAAUGUCCUUGUUCAACGUGCUUUUGUUUUUUGUUUUGUUUUUUUGGAAAGAAUAACCUAGAUUGCUCUUGAAAUCCAUUUAGGGGGAAGAAAUGAACUGUUUCUGCUAGACAACGGCACAUUGUGGGCCUCCUCCCCUCUCCCCCUACCCCCCCCCCUCCAUUCACAAUACCCCUAAAGAAUUAUUUUAUAGUUGGAACCUCUUUAUUUCUCAGUCGCAUCAUCUACUUUUUUCUUUUCCAGAGAAGAGGCAGAGGUUGCAAAAUUGCCCUUUGCGGUUCAAAGCAGCGGCUUGCUUGGGAGCCAGAACCCCCCUUUUUGGGGGGCCAAGGCUGGCUCCGUAGCAGACGGAGGAGGAUUUAACUCUCCUGCUGUUUCUGGGGUUGUACAGAGAUGGCUUCCAAGGCUGCAGGGAUGAGCAGUUGCAAAAAUAUUUUUUGGGGGGAGUGGUGGUAGAAAGGGGCAAUUGUUUCGGCUAUCAAGUAGAAUACGUCAAAUAGUCGGUGUCUCCCGCGGCACUGAGCAACGUUUGUGCCUUAGGAGACCUAGUAAAAGAAUGGAAGAAUGUAAGCCAAGGACCCGGGUGGAGGGAAAAGGCUUCGAUGGGGGGCUCGUACCAGGUGCUGCUGCCCUCUUGCUGCUCCUAGGUGGCUCCUGGGGGGCUGGAAGGGGAGAAGAUCCUCCCAGCUCUUCAAGGUCAGGCUUGCCUGGAAGGCAGCAGCCACAAGACAGGCUUAAUGGCCCCAAAGGCUCCCCCGUUGGUUGGGCUCGAAGCUCUGUAAGCCAGAAGGAGGGGUAAACCUGUAGUAGCUUAGCUCAGUUUGGGCUACAGCAAAUGGUUUGUUUACUUCUUGAGAUCCAACCAGGCUUAACCAACAGAAAAGAGAUCUACUUGUAAUCUACUGUGUUAUGCUAUUUAUUAUUUAUAACUGUAAAAAAAAAAGUCUGGUGUUGAAUUAUAGUAUUUUUUUAUGAUUGAAACCCUUUUUUAUGUUUUGUGAUUGCUGGCUAGUCUGUAUUGAAUAGGCAACUUUGUCUGCCAAAAAACCCCUCCAUCAAUGUAUGCUUCCCCUUUUGAAUGUUUGUGAGUAUCCACACGCUCUUUUUUUUUUUUCCAAAAAUCCCAAGUUUGGAGGGAAGGGUGUUUUCUCCCCCCCCCUCCCCCACUUUUGGGUAAGAUAAUAGCACUGAAUUUGACACGGGAUUGUGCUGACCUGCAGGGCCCAGGAAUCUCUGCCCAUGUUUGCCUGUCUUCAGGAGGGGAAACGCCCGUGGAGAAGACUUCGUCCCAAAAAGAGGGUCGUUUCAUCUUCCGUACUUUUUAGCCUUUUGGUUUGGAAAGUGUUUGUUUGGAAUUGUAAUAAGUACUACAUUCGGGCCAGUUGUGCCUCUGUUGUUGUGAUCUCACUAUGGAGAGUUAGUUUCCCCCUUUCCAAUAAAUAUUGUAAGAU